Messenger RNA from Colossoma macropomum (tambaqui), 3348 nucleotides. RefSeq names its product CCCTC-binding factor (zinc finger protein) (gene ctcf). The transcript is spliced from 12 exons. Gene Ontology annotation, molecular function: DNA-binding transcription factor activity, RNA polymerase II-specific; RNA polymerase II transcription regulatory region sequence-specific DNA binding. Gene Ontology annotation, biological process: regulation of transcription by RNA polymerase II. Gene Ontology annotation, cellular component: nucleus. Lineage: Eukaryota; Metazoa; Chordata; Actinopteri; Characiformes; Serrasalmidae. Bases 183 to 2603 code for a protein of 806 amino acids. The record is from RefSeq and is a predicted model, not a curated record.
CAACCGCCUCGGGCCGCCAUUUUGUGCGGAGCCUCUACUCUGCAAAAGCGGGAGAGGGAUUAAAACCGCCGGAGGAGAAGGACGCAGUUUCUGUGCUUCGCCUCGCACCAGAGGAAGAACCAACCCCCGUGCUUUGCGUCGAAUCCGACCAGAGAACAAACGAGGAAAAGCAGGUAUUAUCCAUGGAAGGGGGACCGACAGAAGCUGUGGUGGAUGAGACAGGGGAUGCUUUCAAAGCCAAGGAGUGUAAGACCUAUCAGCGGCGGCGAGAGGAUGAAGAGGUGGGUGCAGAGCUGCUGCAGGCCGCUGGUCUAGAAGCAGUAGAGCAGUCAUCGGCUGAGGGUGAAGCAACAGCUGUGGUGGCCGAUGCUCAGCAGCAAUUGGUGGAGGGCGUGGUAAGCGUCAACAGCAGCGUGGAGAUGAUGGUGAUGGACUCUCUUGACCCAGCCUUGCUCCAGAUGAAGACUGAGGUCAUGGAGGCUGGAGUGGGUGCCCCUGUGGGAGUGAGUGUAGCUGGGGCGGCACACGAGGCCACAGUUACAACCGUGGACGACACCCAGAUCAUCACCCUGCAGGUGGUAAACAUGGAGGAGCAGCAGCUGGGCUUGGGUGAGCUACAGUUGGUGCAAGUGCCCGUCUCAGCUGUGCCAGUCACUGCUGCGACCGUGGAGGAACUGCAGGGCACUCUGGUGGAUGCCACUGCAAUGCCCAAAGAUGGAGAACCAGUCAUCUGCCACACCCUUCCACUUCCUGAGGGCUUUCAGGUGGUGAAGGUGGGUGCUAAUGGAGAAGUGGAGACAGUGGAGCAAGAUGAGCUCCAGGCCCAUGAGGAGCGUCCUCUGCAGCAGGAGGAAGAGGAGAUGCCUGAGCCCCAGACUGACGAUCCCACCUGGGCUAAGGAUCCUGACUACACACCCCCUGUCAAGAAGCCCAAGAAGACGAAGAAAAGCAAGCUGCGCUACAACACAGAGGGCGAGAAAGACAUGGAUGUGUCAGUUUAUGAUUUUGAGGAGGAGCAGCAGGAGGGCCUGCUCUCUGAAGUCAAUGCUGAAAAGGUGGUAGGCAACAUGAAGCCUCCAAAACCAACAAAAAUCAAGAAGAAGGGUGUGAAGAAGACAUUCCAGUGCGAGCUGUGUAGCUACACUUGCCCACGGCGCUCCAAUCUUGAUCGCCACAUGAAGAGCCACACAGAUGAGAGGCCCCACAAAUGCCACCUGUGUGGCCGUGCCUUUAGGACAGUCACACUACUGAGGAACCACCUCAACACCCACACAGGCACCAGACCACACAAGUGCACUGAUUGUGACAUGGCCUUUGUGACCAGCGGUGAGCUGGUGCGACACCGUCGCUACAAGCACACCCACGAAAAGCCCUUCAAGUGCUCCAUGUGUGACUAUGCUAGUGUGGAGGUGAGCAAACUGAAGAGGCACAUUCGCUCUCACACCGGAGAGCGUCCUUUCCAGUGCAGCCUUUGCAGCUACGCCAGCAGAGACACCUACAAGCUGAAGAGGCACAUGAGAACUCAUUCAGGGGAGAAGCCCUAUGAGUGCUACAUCUGCCAUGCUCGUUUCACGCAGAGUGGCACCAUGAAGAUGCAUAUCCUGCAGAAGCACACAGAGAAUGUGGCCAAGUUCCACUGCCCCCACUGUGACACAGUCAUCGCCCGUAAAAGUGACCUGGGUGUGCAUUUGCGCAAGCAGCAUUCCUACAUCGAGCAGGGCAGGAAGUGCCGUUACUGUGAGGCCGUAUUCCAUGAGCGCUAUGCUCUGAUCCAGCACCAGAAGUCCCACAAGAAUGAGAAGCGCUUCAAGUGUGACCAGUGUGACUACGCCUGCCGACAGGAGCGACACAUGGUAAUGCACAAACGCACCCACACUGGGGAGAAGCCAUAUGCCUGCAGCCACUGUGAGAAGACAUUCAGACAGAAGCAGCUCCUGGACAUGCACUUCCGACGCUAUCAUGACCCCAACUUCGUGCCCACCUCCUUUGUGUGCACCAAGUGCGGCAAGACCUUCACUCGCAGGAACACCAUGGCCAGGCAUGCUGAAAACUGUUCUGGACUGGACACUGCAGAAGGAGAAAACGGCACUCCAACCAAGAGGGGCCGUGGUGGCCGGAAGAGGAAGAUGCGCUCCAGGAAGGAUGACGAUGAUGACAGUGAUGAGCAUGGAGACCCUGAUCUGGAUGACAUUGAUGAGGAAGAGGAGGAGGAGGAGGGUCUUGAGGAUGUGCAGAUGGAGGUAGAGCAAGCCCCACCCAGUGUCCCCAUCCCUGCUCCAGCUGAGCCACCAGUCAAGAGGAAGCGUGGUAGACCCCCCAAAAAUCCCCCCAAGACUCCUCCUGCCAAGCCUGCAACCAUAACACCUGCCGCGACUGCCAUAAUCCAGGUGGAAGAUGAGGGCACAGGGGCCAUUGAGAACAUCAUAGUGAAGAAGGAGCAGGACGGCGUAGACUCGUCAGCGGCUGCUGUAGCAUCAGGUCCUGUAGUGGAGGAGGUGGAGGCCGUAGAAGGUGGUGUGGAAACAGUGCAGCUAUCUGUCCCUGAGGCUGCACCCAAUGGAGACCUCACCCCUGAGAUGAUCCUCAGCAUGAUGGACCGGUGAUGUGGAGAGACAAACCCACACACGCCCACCCACACAUGCAGACAUACAUGUCCCUAUUAUGCGGUCACCUCCCCGCCUCACAGAAGACUGCUCCACUCCUUUCCAUGGUGUCUUCAUUAAGUUUGUCAACUUGAAUUAAAUUUCCAUUUUUCCUUUCUGUUGCUUAAACUUCAUUAAUUUGUUUAUUUAGACUGAUCAAGCAGUGCAUGGAUUUUUUUUUUUCUCUCUUCUGUCCUCACUCACCCUUUUGGCUAAGUAGUCUAUUUGUCCUGCAUAUAACAUCUUGUGUGUGGCGGGGGUUGCAAAGAUGAUAAUUAUGGGGAGACUAAGGAGUUGGUUCCCUAGAUUUAUGGUAGUGAACAACAUGCAUUUUUUUUAUUUCUUUUUUUGGUCCCCCUAUCUGAUAUGCCAAUAUUCCUUCAACCUUUCAGUCUGUGACAUUACCAUGGCAAUAUUCAAAAGGAAAACUUUCUGUGCCUGGUCAAGCCUUGAUAUUUAGAAUUGCUAUCACUGCUGUAGAAAUGGGCAUUUUUACCCCAUCUGUUCCACAAAUAUCCUUUUUAAUGUCUGACAUAUACGACAACUUUUAUCGCUGUUGUAUUUCUCAUUUGCUUUCAUUGAUCAUAAUUAACAAUGGUAGAGAGAGAAGUUUAGAAAUGUAGCCAUAUGAUUAUCUGGCCAGGGACGAUGACAUGCAUCCAUCAAGUAUAAAAAAUAAUUAAAAAAAAAAAUGCAGUUGAUAACA